Messenger RNA from Cetraspora pellucida, 570 nucleotides. Lineage: Eukaryota; Fungi; Glomeromycota; Glomeromycetes; Diversisporales; Gigasporaceae. The record is from the annotation of a GenBank genome assembly.
AUGACUGGUGACAAGUAUGAAUUUUUUCUUUUGGAACUAUUAAGAAAAAAUCAAAUUGAAGUUAAUUCUACUCGAACAGAAUUUACUAUUGAUGAUGUAUUUCGUCCGAUUGGUGAUGGAAAUAUUGAUUUAUUUGGAAAUUAUAAAAGUCUCAACUUUAUAAUUCAAGCCAAGUUUAAAGGAGAAAAAUAUCAUGUCGGUCCUGGUGAUAUUAGAGAAUUUGCUAGAACUAUGUCAAAACAACCAGAUGGAACUGUUGGUUUUUUUGUAACAAAUGUUAAAUAUUCUGAUAAUGCUAUCAAUACUGCAGAAAAUGCAAAAGUAAAAAUUGUUCUAUAUAAAGAUAAUGAUUUGGUUUCUAAGAUUAAAUUAGCUGAAUCUCAACUUGAAUUAUCAAAAUUAAAACAAAUUUCUUCAUAUAUAGAAGAAUUUAGUAUUGAUGAUUUGGAAUUUACUGCAUCAGAAUUAGAACCUGUAGUAUUCUUUGGUAUAAAGUUUACUAAUUCCACACGUAUUGGAAGUUUAAAAAUAAAAAAUGCAAAAAAUGUUUUUAAACCUUAUACUAAAUAA